UGUUCGGGUUUCUGGUAUUUUAGGAACAUUUAUUACUUCCAUUCAUCUUAAAUGCAUGAGAACUCUUGGGAUUGGGUUUGCUUUUGGGGUUUGAUCGGAAACAAAUGUUAGAAUCUGUCCCAGCUCAGGUUGAAUCUGUUCUUCAUUUGUUUAGAAUCUAGACGCAAUUCCGGAACUCUGUAACUGAACUAUGGUUCUCCGAAUAAGUUGAUUUAAAACCGUAAAGUUCAACAGCACUAAGUGUCGAUCAUCCUAGAGAUAUACGAGAGUUGGAAGCAUGCAGGCCAUUAAUGGGGUGCCUAAAUUCCAAAAGGAUAAAUUAUAUGAGGAUUCAAGAUCGGUAACAGAUUCCAAUCCAAUUAAUUCUGCUCUUAAUAUGGAUGUUUCAAAAACAUUGUCAUCUGCGCAUAUGCUCAACAUCGACAACCAUGAAUCUUUGAAAGCUCCUGCAAGAUUUCUUUGUUCUGAUAAAUUGAAAAUGCUAGAAGGAAACAAUUACAAUGUUCCAAUGGCAGGAUAUCUGUACCCAGAUGGUGAAGGAGAACCGCAGAACAAGUUAAUCAGUGAAAACAAGAUUUCAGUUCUUAAUAAUGUGUCUAGUUCACAAGAAUCUGAUGGGGAUCAGCGUAAUGUUUCUCAACCUCAUUUGGCUGUUACAGUUGCUGUCCCAACCCCUUCCAUGAGUGUAUCAAAGAGAAAAGCUAGUAUUCAAAGGAAUAAUACUGGUCGGCAAAACAGAGCAAGGAUUUCUGGAGGCAUCAAUACAUUGAGAGAACUUCUUCCACAUUCUGAAGAGGGUAGCAAAGCCUCUGUACUGGAUGAUACCAUCGACUAUAUCAAGUAUUUGCAGCUUCAAAUUAAGAUGCUGAGUCAAAGCAGAUUGGGUGGUGAGGCAGCUGCUGCUCCUUUUACUCAUCUUGAGGGUUAUGGACACUACUUGUUCCAUCAGGAGAUGCUUAAUGAACCCCUUGAAGAGAUGAUUGGAAAGUUAAUGGAGUUGGACAUUGCUACUGCAACGCAGCUGUUGGAUAGCAAGGGCCUGUCUGUGAUACCAAUUGCUCUGGCAGAAGGGGUCUUCCAAAAAAGAUGAAAGGCUAAUGGAUCAACCUAUUCUUCUUUGAUUUCUCCAUCGGAAAAUAAUUUUUGGUGAAAGUGGAAGUUUCUUCUGACUGUUUUGAUAUUUCAAAAUCUAUCAAAACCAAAGAUGAUGGUAAGUAACAACUUCAUGGAUACGAUCUUUCACAGUUGAGAGAUUGUUUUGGUCACCGGAAAGAAGGGUAUUUUGAGUAAUUUUCUGUGCGGCAGCUUGCCAAUUUGUCAUAUGUGUUUACUGCCUCACAGCCAAAAACUGACUCUAAGCUGCCUCCCUUUUUCGGAUAUGUUUUAAGUCUUUUGUCAAGGAAAAGGUCCAAUUUAGCCUCCCAAAGCUUCUAAUACUAAUUUAGAGAACUGCUUUUCUUGAAA
Molecule: messenger RNA, 1464 nt
Organism: Macadamia integrifolia
Lineage: Eukaryota; Viridiplantae; Streptophyta; Magnoliopsida; Proteales; Proteaceae
Product: transcription factor bHLH7-like
Exons: 8
Coding region: 278-1090 (270 amino acids)
Biological process (GO): regulation of transcription by RNA polymerase II
Cellular component (GO): nucleus
Molecular function (GO): RNA polymerase II cis-regulatory region sequence-specific DNA binding; DNA-binding transcription factor activity, RNA polymerase II-specific; protein dimerization activity
Source: RefSeq, a predicted model, not a curated record